UUCAGGCUUAUUAUCCUCCUCACAGGCUGGGUCCUCACUUCAGUUCACAAGUGAAGGUUUAUCUAUGAGUUAAGGAAACAACUGCCGGUCCUGUGUGCCCUGUUACAUAAGAUCUCUGCUGCUUCAUCUCCAUCUGCUGCAACUUCACUUACUGCAAUUAUCUUCUUUCUCUUCAGGUAUGCUGAUCAGAUUUAAAUCUGCACCCUUUCAAUGAUGCUUUUUCUGCUGUUUGUAGAUUUGGUAUGCUGAUCAUUCAGAGUUGCACCCUUCCACUGCUGCUUCUUCUUAGCUAUUCCCCUGUUUAUAAAUUAGGUAUGCUGAUCAUUUACAUUUGAACCCUUUCUAAAGAUUUCCUAGCCCCCCUGCUGCUUGUACAACUUUUGUAGUUCUAAUUUGUUUAGUUAUCUGAUGUGUUGUCUCUGCUGCCAGUAAUUGACUUAUCAGUGACCUGCUACAGACUUGGGUAAUUGGCCUUCAACUGGUUCCAGCUGAUUUGGUUUGAACAUCUAAUACCCCACUAAGGGAAAGCCUCACAGGCGAGGUCCUCAGUUCACAAGCAAAGUAUAUAUACAAGAUACACAUGAGUUAAACAAGAGGGAAACUAUCUAACAAGGACUGACUCACUGCAACACAAAGACAUUUUUAAUCUACGCUGGAAGAACAGAUUUCCUGGCACCUUUUAAACACUACUGCCCGACUUGGACUUUCAUCAUCUGCCAGACUCACUGUAACAUCUGUAAUAUCUUCAUACUGUUUCAUGCUUUUAUUACCUGCCUAUUCAUAUAAUUCUAAUAAUGAGAUAUGAUUAACAUCAUAAUUCUUGUUCAAUCCCACUGCACAAACACCUCCCCUCACAUGAACUCAAUCUUUUAAAUCACCUUCCCACAGAGCUGUCUGCUAUCACCUGCUCCUGUCUUUUGUCCUGCCACUCAGUAGAGAUGUCUCGCAUUCCUAUUGUCUCUAGACCUAAACCUGCACUCUCAGCACCACUUUCUCCCAGAAAUGCUAACCUGGAGAAUUUAAUCCACAUUCCUCUCUCUCCUUCACUCCCUUCACUUCUCCCAUUCAGUUGUGCACUAUGGAACGCUGGCUCUGCUUGCAACAAGCUAACAGCUAUCCAUGAGCUAUUUCAUUCCCACUCAAUCAACAUGCUAGCUGUCACUGAAACAUGGCUCCCACCCACAGACACUGCAUGCCCUGCAGCACUCGCAUCGUUCACCCACACCCCUAGACCUGGUGAUAGGCAAGGAGGAGGGGUAGGGAUCUUGCUGUCCCCACACUGUACUUUUCGGGUACUAGAUGUUCUUCCAUGCCUAUGCUUUAAUAGUUUUGAAGUCCACACAAUACGUCUAUAUUCUCCCCUCUCCCUCCGCGUAGCUGUAAUAUAUCGUUCUCCAGGACCUGUAUCUCAGUUCCUAAAUAACUUUGCUGCUUGGCUCUUAUAUUUCCUAUCCUCAAGUCUGCCCUCUAUUAUUGUAGGGGACUUCAAUAUGCCUAUUGGCAACCACAACAGCUCAGCAGCAUCUCCUCUGCUGUCCCUUACCAGCUCAUUUGGGCUCACUCAGUGGGCUCCAUCCCACACACACUCUGAAGGGCACAGUCUGGGCCUGGUAUUCACUCGUUGUUGCAAUAUCUCUAAUUUCUCAAAUUCUCCAUUUCCUUUUUCUGAUCACAACCUUCUGUCUUUUGAUGUUUUCCGCUCUCCCAUCCAAAAACCACCAAAAGCCACUAGAACUCAAAGACAUAUCCAUAAUUUUGAUCUCCGUGAUCUUUCUUCAGCACUGUCUGAAAUCGACUCCCAUUCUUGCCGAAAUACAGCCGUUACACAUCAUAACACUACACUAUCCAACAUGCUUGACAAAGUGACACAUCGCGCUACUUACAAAAGAAAACAAAAAACCCAGCCCUGGCAAACACACCAGACUCUGUAUCUGAAGAGGUGCAGUAGAACGGCCGAGCGCUACUGGAGGAAAUCUCGCGCUCAAGCUGACUUCCUACACUACAAAUUCAUGCUUUCCUCUUACACUGCUGCCCUCACUCUUGCCAAGGAAGCUUAUUUUGCCACAUUAUUAUCAACUGAUCAAUAAUGUCUGUUUCAAACAUUCAAUUCUCUUCUCUGCCCACCACUGACCGACCCUCCUUUCACUCUUACAACCCAAUAUCUUGCUGUAUACUUUGAAGAGAAACAAACACCAUUAGAAAUUAGAUGCCAGUAACACACUAUUCUUCUCAUACACAGGCCAGUACCUACCAUUUCACAAACACCAUCCAGCUCCAAUCAUACACUGUCCCAUUUUUUCCUGGUCAAUGAGAAAGAAGUAUCUUCACUUCUGUCUGCCUCACACCUAACCAACUGCCCUCUUGACCCAAUCUCUUCACAGCUUAUCUGCUCACUACCAUCUGCCCUCCCAAAAUAUCCUCACUCUCCAUCCAAUUAGCAUCCUAUCUCUCACCUCUCCAAUCCCCUAAACUUUUAGAACAUACCGUUUACAACCACCAACUUUUUCUCUACAAAGUCUCUGCUUGACCCAUUUCAAUCUGUUUAUUUUCCACUACAUUCAGCUGAGGUGUCACUACCAAAGUAUCCACUGACAUCUUGUCUGCUAAAUCCAAAGGACCAGUGGUAGUAACUAUAGAGUUAGCAGACCCCGUGGUUGCAAGUGUGCUGGGCCCUUAUGAAGAUUAUUUGUUGCAUGGGGCACUAGCACGGCAUUGUUACACCACUACAACGGACAAUCUCUACACUAAUACUACUCAACCUCUCAGCUGCUUUUGACAUAGUGGGUCACCUGCUCGUCUGACACUUUUCUCCCCUGACAUACAGGGUUCAGCACUCUCCUGGAUCAGAUCAUAUACCUCUCUAACUCUUCUCCUCUGUCUUUCUUGGAUAGAAAAUAGAUCUGGGAUAGCACAUACAUUUCUACAUGUAAUGCUGUAAUAUCCAUGUCAAUAUUUUCUCCUUAUAGACGUCCCUCACAGCUACAUAAUGUUGUACUUGUGUAUCAACUAUCCCCACUCUAUAGAUUGUAAGCCUGUGGCAGGGCCUUCAUUACAUAAUGUAUCAAUCUGUUUGUAAAUGAUGUACCAUAGUAUACAGUGCAGUGUAAAAGGUUUGCUACUUAUACUACGAUAAUACGAGGCUCUAUGCUCACACACAAACCAAGGGCAAGUAUACAUGCUACAUUCAGCAUCAGCUAAUGAAUGGAGAGUGUCUUUUCCUCCUACAGUUCAUCCUGUUAGAACCUGUACUAUUUCCUGUCAGGUGAUCAGUGAAUGACACACAGACCAUCACAACAUAGCCGCUCAGUGUAAAAGAUGGAAAACAGAAAUAUGUAUUGAUAUAUAUAUAAGGCAAUUUGCUACUAUUAUUUGACAGGUGAUUAUUAGAAUAUAAAUCACUUUAGUUGACUAUUCAUUCAAGACGUAUAGAUCCCCUUUAAUAUGAUAAGUCAGGCUGGAAAGGGCUAAGAAUUCCUCCAGUUUGUUGUUUACUCAGGAGCGGAUUACUCCUCACUGCGCCCGGAGGCCAGUGUUCUCCAACGCCCCCAACCCUCGCGUAGAAUUGCACGCAUGCGAAUCUUUUCUCACUGGAGCAUUAAGCGUCUAUAGGGCUUAGUGCUCCUGAAUAUCGCAAACUACCGCUACAGCUGGGUGGCAUGCCGCCCCUUAAUUUAUGCCGCCCUAGGCCCGGGCCUAUGUGGCCUUGCUGCAAAUCCGGGCCUGUGUAUACUGGAUAUCUAAAAUAUGUUGUCUUAAAGAGAACCUUUAGUAUGUUGUGGAAUGGCUAAUUUCAAGCAAUUUUUUUUAAUUGACCUUCAAUUUUUAUAGUUUUUGAAUUAUUUGCAUUCUUCUUCCUACUGUUUCCAACUUUGAAAUGGGGGUCACUGACCCAAUCUAAAAAC
Messenger RNA from Xenopus laevis (African clawed frog), 3902 nucleotides. RefSeq lists its product as uncharacterized. Lineage: Eukaryota; Metazoa; Chordata; Amphibia; Anura; Pipidae. The record is from RefSeq and is a predicted model, not a curated record. The transcript has 3 exons. The coding region runs from base 939 to 2087 and encodes 382 amino acids.